CUGCACAACAAAAAAAAAUCAAUUACUUUUUUUUCAAAAAGUCUUCCUUUUUACUGUUCACCACCGGAUUAUGACCGCUAAGCUGUCAAGCUCUUGAAACUGCCUCGCUUGUACUGAAACACAACUCACCGUCACAUCCCGUUUAUACAAAUCCUCAUAAAGCAAAUCUCCCAUUCUUAUAAAAUGUCUGCCAUGUUCUCCGCGAUACCUGGAAGAGGCGGGAGGAACGGAGAAGACUCCUUUGAAAACGAUACGACAAGUACUUUGGUCAACGACGACUCUGAUAGGACUUCUGUCGAUGGCAUGAUGAAAAAAAUCUCCACCACCCCGCUAAGCCCUCGACACAUGCGAAGGCUAUCUAUACCCGAUAUGCAUAAGCUGAACAAAGCUGUAGAUCUACGAGAGCGUGUAGGAGAUGUUGAAAUACCUUAUGGAAAGCUACAGGUGGACUUACUAAAUAUGCGAACGGACGUUCAUGUGAGGCGGCCGGUGAUGCGUUUGCGAGUAGGAGCUCAACAUUACUUUUCACAUCGUAGUAAAUCACCAACAGGCGAUUGGAACGAAGGCUUCGUCUUCAUCGUUUCCUACCAUUCACAGUUAUUUGACACCUUGGAGUUUGACUUGUACGAUCAGCCAAAGAAAUGGGGCCGUAAAAAAUCAAAACACGUUGCAAAAGCUAAACUGAAGAUUUCAAGGUUGAAUGGAAGACCAGAUAUGUUUUUGACGUUUUUGCCUUUGUACGAGUACCACGCUCGGCGUACAUUACCAAACAAUGUAAAAGUGCCACAAAAUUUUAAACGCCUGCAGGUGUCAAAAGUAUCCACCGAACUGGCAGAAGACGCUGCGCCUGAACAAUACAUGCAUAAUAGGAUUUUGAAUGGAAAUCUUUAUGUGCGCGUACGAUAUAUAUUUCAACAUCCAAAGGAAGAGACAGACGAAACCACACCAGUCUACAUGGCAUUCGAUAAGAGCGAUGGCACGGUCGUAGAACCCGAAUCACCCAUUGAAGAACCCGAAGAAGUCAUUCCUGGUGGAGGACCACAGCCCACUCGCCCAGAACACCUAAUCGAUUAUUCUAAAAGAACGUCGCAACAUGGGCGUCCCGACCUAGUUCAAACAGAUAAAGCUGUACAACGAGAUUUCAACAAGAAUUUAUCCUCAGCUUUACGAGAUGUACCAGUACCCGAGAAAGCAUUCGAGAAUCACGCCAAAGCUUCCUCAAAAGAAGAGACACCCCCCGAAUCACCGUCCGAGACAGCUUCUGAAUCACCUUCCGAAUCACCCUCAGAGUCAGCAUUAGACAGCCCUGAGACACCCGUCCCAACGCUACGCUCGCCAAAGCAGACCAAAAGCUGGUUGUGGUCAGCUACAGAACAGGCUGGCCAAAGCGCCACAGCAAUACCGGCGGCUAUCAAUGGUUUGAUGUACGGAUUUUCCCAACGAGAUACAGACAAAAGCCGAAAUAUAAUACCGAAGCGGAAUGACACGGACACGACAGAGUCGAGUAGCUCGGAUGGUAUUAGUAUUCAAAGUGUUGGAUUUGGCGACAAGGUGUUUGCAUUUCGUUGGAUGAAUCAAUCCUUUGAAGAAAUCGCAGUAUCCCACCCCACGUUUGAUAAAAUGAUCGGACUGGUUGUCAGCGCCGAAACUCGAGCUUUAGUUCGUGGUGUCCUCAAACUAGCCACCGCUUUUGGUCAAGGCUUCAAGGUCACUACUUUCCAACUCCUUACCGCCAUGUCAAUUCUGGAAAAGUUUUACGCUGAACGCCCUGUACGACCGCCUACCCCUGUUAUAGAGGAUCUUCAUCUUAUUGAGGAAGCUAGGCAUUAUUUCCAGCAUGCCAUUGUCGCUUAUGGAUGGAGAGGGUUAUACUAUUUAGGAGAAUACGGAAAAUACCUUCGAGCUGUUCAGAGAAGCAAGUCGAAUCGCGAAGCCAUUGUCAAAUUUCUCAGAAUACCACCACAAGACCUUCUUGGUUACGAGUAUGGCGUUCGAAAAGGAGCAGUGUUCCAACCAAGUUAUUUUGUAUCCGUUGACCGGCCGAGAAGGGCGAUUAUUCUUGGUAUUCGAGGCACUUGGAGCUUAUACGACUGCAUUACUGAUCUUGUAUGUGAAUAUCGACCAUGGAAAGGUGGACUAGCGCAUUCCGGCAUGCUUGCUUCUGCACAAUGGUUUUUCACCAACAUUAUACCACAAAUUUUUCACUAUGUACAUAAUCACGCUGGCCAAAUUGAUUCCUUUAUCAUCACUGGCCAUUCCCUGGGAGGCGGUAGCGCCAGUCUUCUCACCAUGAUGGUAGUAGAUCACAUUGAAGAGCUGCGGCAUUUAUCCGGAAAUCCAGACUUUCGGGUUCAUUGCUACAGCUAUGCACCUGUUGCGGCAGUGACGGAAGCCUUGAGCGACGCUUAUGCUGAAUACAUCGAUAGCUUUGUAUGUCAAGACGAUAUUGUCGGGCGAACUUCGUAUGGAACUGCGAUGGAACUCAAGGAACUGAUCAUGAAUGCUCUUGCUGCUGUUGAAGCUGUAGGAGGAGUGCAUGAAGUCAACAAAAAUGCCGAUGCCAGAAAAGCUUGUUUUGAUGCCAUUGAAACGUGUCGAAAACAAAUCUAUCAAAGCGAGAAGCCUGAAUUCCCUCUGUUGUAUAUACCCGGCAGAACUUGGGAAUUUCGACGCUCGCAUGUCAAAGCGCACAAAUACUUUAGACCCAUCAUGGCUGCCGCGUCGACGUCGUUUUCAGGCGCAUCCCUUGUACCACCCCUUCCUUCGGUUCGACCGCAUCCCAUAAAGCGAUCGGAAACCCAAUCAGAGCCAAUGUUGUUCUCCGUGUUGACACCCACGGAGGAGAGCGAAAUUACCUACACCUUACACGAAGGGUCACCUCAGCUUUCAGAAGAGAUGCUGAUCACACGGACCUGCAUCGAAGAUCAUAUGAUGGUGACCUACAUGAAAGCACUGCAACAGGUGUGGGAGAACUGCGUGCGCAAGCAUCGCGAAACGCAGCCUGACGUCCCAACUCCAACCUCGAGCAAGGAUCGCACCCAUGCCACUCAGCCUAAUGUACCUGACCGUCCUCCUGCUUCCAAUUUUGACCCUCUUGUACUUCCUAUUCGAUCCAAGACCUGCGUGCCUGACAUGCAGCAUAGUCCUUGGUCUCAAACUGACAAUGCCUCCGAUCCAUACCAGCAUGAGCAUCAACCCAGUUGGUUCUCGCGCUUGUUUACCAAACCAGCGCGAUAGAUAUUUAGAAUAGCUAUUUUACGUUAUACCCUCCCUAGUACUCAUCAUUUCACUGUUCUCAUUCAUUGGCAUAAACCCACGCACCGGUUUGAGACGUCGUUCAAUGUUUUUACAUAUGGAUGUUUUUGUUUUAUUGUGAUUAAGGAAAGGGUCUUGUUUGGGGGAAAUUUUUUGGUCUAUGGUCUGUCUACAAGUUUCUAACACAGGCGUUGAAGAAUUUUCGUGGGUUACCGUUGCUGGUGACCAUUUUCUUCUUGAGCAGCAUCUCGGAUGGUUCUAAUGGAGCAAAAUAAAAUAAAUAAAAUGUU
Messenger RNA from Umbelopsis ramanniana AG, 3545 nucleotides. RefSeq lists its product as uncharacterized. The record is from RefSeq and is a predicted model, not a curated record. The coding region runs from base 184 to 3237 and encodes 1017 amino acids. The transcript has 8 exons. Gene Ontology annotation, biological process: lipid metabolic process. NCBI's taxonomy places the organism in Eukaryota, Fungi, Mucoromycota, Umbelopsidomycetes, Umbelopsidales, Umbelopsidaceae.